AUGUACAAUGGUACGGAUGCUUUCGGUGUACGCUCACAACCCUCUGCGAAUCCUGCCACUGAAUCUUCAACUUCUGAUCACGCAGAGAAUUUCUCAUACAAAGGAACGGCGGGCAAUAAACGCUCCGGUAGCGAGUCGGCAGAUGUUUCUUCAAGUCAUGAACCGGACGUCGAUCCGGAAUUGGCGCGUUAUCUGAAUCGUGAUUAUUGGCAGCGGCGUAAAAAUGAACAAAAAAAUGCGGUUAGUCGUCGCUUUUCCCAGCGAAAUUGUAGAUUUCUCAUAGUUCGUUGA
Anisakis simplex (herring worm) is the source of this 291-nucleotide messenger RNA. NCBI's taxonomy places the organism in Eukaryota, Metazoa, Nematoda, Chromadorea, Rhabditida, Anisakidae. The record is from the annotation of a GenBank genome assembly.